AUGUACAUUGCGGUAACGAAUAAAGUUAUGGCUGGAUCAACUGUUUUGUUUUCGUUGACUAAAGAUGACAUAAACGAAUCGUUAAUUUGUGAUAAGGACGCAAACGGCUAUCGAUUGCUGACAGAUGAUGAAAUCAUUGAAAUGGCAAAAGUGGAGGACGAAACAGAUUCAGAAGCUGACACAGACUCAGAAUUUGAUGGUGGCGAUGUCGAUGAUGUCCUUCCAGGGCUCUACGUUGGAAAUUAUAGAGAUUCUAAGGAUUCUACGCAACUUUCUAAAUACAGUAUAACUCACAUCUUAGCUAUCCACGACACUGCACGAAGAAUACAUUCGGAUAAACACUAUUUGUGUGUAAUGGCGUCGGAUUCACCGGAUCAAAAUUUAACUCAAUAUUUUUCACUAUGUAACGAUUUUAUACACGCAGCCCGACUCCGGGAUGGAAAUGUGCUCAUUCAUUGCUUGGCAGGAAUGUCUCGAAGUGUAACCGUAGCAGUGGCGUAUAUUAUGUCUGUUACUACUUUGAAUUGGAAAGAAGCUCUAAAAGUCGUGAGAGCAGGACGAGCAGUUGCCAAUCCUAAUUUAGGUUUUCAAAAGCAAUUAGAGGAAUUUGAAUGCACUAGGUUACUUGAGGAACGAAGACGUUUAAAAGAAAGGUAUCCUAGUCUGGCGUUAGUAUAUAGGGAUCAAGAGCAGUGUGCUCUGAUGCUCAAUAAUUACGAAGAACUGUUACAAUCCCGUUCGAUUUGUGAAGGAAAAUGUGCCUUAGGGGAGCAGUGCCCUACUGGGUUGUGUCGGUCUGGAAGUACGCAAAAGAGGACGACGAGAAGAAGAAAUAGUAGGUCUCAGUCUGAAAUGCGCAGGAGUCCGAGUAGUACAAGUACCAAUAGCAAUUGCAGUACGAGUAGUAGUAGACCUCGGUCCAGUCCUUCGGGUCUACGAAGCUAUACUGGAUCGGCCCCACCGUCGAGGUCCGGAUCAAAAGUCGAUCUCUCAUCGUUGGGAUCAUCUGGAACUUUAACCGCCCCAUCCACACCUAUGGGAAGCCCCCCGAUAUCGCCGAAACGUCGUGGGGUCUUUCCCGAUAACAUUUCUGUACCACUCGCUUUAAAAGAAGACGAAUGCGACUUAUAGCCCCACUAGGUUUCCCUGGUUUAGGUUUAGUUGUGGUUUACUUUAGUGAUUUAAGGUAAUUUUUAGUGAUAUGAUUAAAAUGAGUCAAAAUCUACUUUUAUAAAUCGGGAUCAUUUUGGAUAUUACAUUGCUCUACUUGUCAAUAAUAUAGUAAUAAUAAGUAAUAAAGAUUGUCAAUACACAAAGGUUCAUAAAAUUGCUCAAGUUAAAUUUGAUGUGUCUCUUAAUUCUUUAUAAUUUUUUUAAAAUUCUUUUAGAAUUAUAUUAAAUUUGUAAACUCUUACGUAAAUUUGAUGAUAAGCA
This is a messenger RNA of Diabrotica virgifera virgifera (western corn rootworm), 1434 nucleotides long. Its product is annotated as dual specificity protein phosphatase 15-like. Gene Ontology annotation, molecular function: protein tyrosine/serine/threonine phosphatase activity. The record is from RefSeq and is a predicted model, not a curated record. The transcript is spliced from 6 exons. Lineage: Eukaryota; Metazoa; Arthropoda; Insecta; Coleoptera; Chrysomelidae. Gene Ontology annotation, biological process: protein dephosphorylation. The coding region runs from base 1 to 1131 and encodes 376 amino acids. Gene Ontology annotation, cellular component: cytosol.